AUGGCUCAUCCGACUGAUGAUAUGACGACUUCUGCACCUGCAGACCACGGCCACGAAAGGGCCGCCGUUGUUAGCGAUACCCAAGCCCACGAAAGGGGUGCGGGGACCGACGAAAGGAUCCUCACAAUGCUGACUGCACUCACGGAUCGCAUGCAAGCGCUCGAGGCGUCGCAGAUGCAGAUCGACGAGGACGAGCGACUGCGAGGCGCGAUCGACAGUGGCUUUUUUGCGUCAGCGCUGGGACGCGGCAUGGGCGGUACGACUCUACAUCGUGACGCGCUAGGAUAUGAUGCUCCGAGGCAGCCGCGUGGACGUGUUCGCGUGACGCAACCUGGUGACUCGCUAUUCCAGCAGUUCGGUCCACGGUAUGUCGGUCCGCGACAGCCAGCGAGCGCUGCUCGACCACAGGCGCCACGCUAUGCGCCAGUGUCGCCUCCAGAUUUUGAAGAUGCUCAUGCGCCUGUGCCACCAAUGCAGCAGGCACCGACGCAGGAGUUGCCGUUGCGUGUCCCGGACGCACGCCAACGUAAGCUUGCUAUUCGCAAGUUUGAUGGUACAGAACUGUACCAGGGUCUCGGAUCGGGUUUUGCUGACUGGGGUCGCACGUUCUUGCGCCAAGUCACUAUGGCGCAGCAGGCCUGCGGAUUUGCAUGGGCUGAAGAUGUCAAGGUCGACUUGCUGGGACACUACCUAAGUGGGACAGCAGAGCGGUACUAUCAAAAACAAGUGGACGUUUGGUGGCUCGAAGAAGCCUCUCUCGAUCACGCUAUGGGCCGGUUGCUACACACAUUCAAGACUUCAAUCACGGCGUCGCAAAGCAUGGAACUUUUCACUGCAAGGAAAGAUCCCAAGAGAUCUUGGCCUGAACACUACCUGUAUAUGGUUGCUGUAUGCGAUGCCUGCGGUGGAGGUGCAGAAGCACAAGUUCUCGACAACAUUGUCCACUAUGCGUCGGCUGAUCUUACAACAGUUUUGAUGGCCAAGUACAACAAUGACCGACACGAUCAUUUGCGCCAAGCUGAAGAGCUUGCGCAUUUUGCACAGUCUGUUGAGCUCGAGAACAAGACCGGAAGGACGUUGGGACGCGAGUUAGUCGCCGCUGUCACUGAUGAAAGGCGUCGCAAGGAGACGCGUUCAUGCUACAAUUGUGGCAAACAAGGUCAUUUGAGGAUUGACUGCAGGUCAAAAAGGAACGUCAACAAGAGCGCCAAGAACGACGGCGAGGUGGUUCUUGCUGUUAAUGACGACAGCGACAAUUUGAACGACAACUGGAUACUCGACAGCGGUGCCAGUCGACACCUGGUGAACGACGAUCGCCUGCUGAUCGACGCAGAGAUUUGCAAUGAUGUAGUCUCGCUAGCCGAUAACGAGAAGGUCGGUCUGUCCAAGUUCGGUAGUGUGAGACUCUCCGUGGCUGCCAAUGGACAAGAAAAAACAGUCAAACUCACGAACGUCUACUAUUCACCGAGUCUGGUCCGCAACAUCAUCAGCUAUGGCAAGAUUGAUCAAAAGGGAUACAGUCUUAAGUAUUCUAAUGGCAAACGAUCAGUAGCUCGACGGAGUGAUGGCCAGGUCGCGUUCGACGUGACGAUGGAGAAUAGUGUGCUAAUCGUCGAGACGGUGAAAAAGAGUGUACGCCAAAAAGAGACAGCGGAUGUCAUAAUGGCUGCCAUUCAGGAAAAGGCAGCAGAUGAAAUGACUUCGGAGAUGCAUCGUGGCUCUCUGCUACACUUUCAUCAACGCCUGGGGCAUCUGUCGUACGAUGCAAUUGAAAAGGUCGCGAGAAAUCCAAGCUCGGGUAUCGAGCUGACAGACCACAAACGGAUGACAUGCAUCACGUGCGCACAAUCCAAGCAGACAAAAAAACAAGCAGAACCAGAAAGACUCUGGACAGAACGCCCCGAUCGACCGCAUCGGCGGUGUCAUCUGCUUGGACCUAAAAGGCCCACUAACGCCUGCGGAUCGACUCGGAAACCGAUAUCUGAUCAACUUCAUCGAUUACAAGACCAACUACUGUCGAGUUUUCUUAGCUCGAACCAAGGACGCUGCGGCAAAGAAGUUCGAACACUUCUUGGUGUUCUUUGA
Messenger RNA from Peronospora matthiolae, 2085 nucleotides. Lineage: Eukaryota; Oomycota; Peronosporomycetes; Peronosporales; Peronosporaceae. The record is from the annotation of a GenBank genome assembly.